Aspergillus alliaceus is the source of this 1506-nucleotide messenger RNA. RefSeq lists its product as uncharacterized. The coding region runs from base 1 to 1506 and encodes 501 amino acids. The record is from RefSeq and is a predicted model, not a curated record. Lineage: Eukaryota; Fungi; Ascomycota; Eurotiomycetes; Eurotiales; Aspergillaceae. The transcript has a single exon.
AUGAACCCACAUACCGCGCCUGACCGUCGCCACGCUCUAAACUUCCGCCAGUACGUCGCCUUUCAGGUUUCCAGUCCUUUACACCGUGAAAUUUGGACGCAAACUAUUCCCCUGCUGAGCGAUUCCUUGCCGGCUGUCCGCUAUGCCAUGCUGGCACUUAGCUCUCAAUAUGAUAUUCUGGUCAAUAAGAAGGGUAUUUCGUAUUCUUACCUCGCGAAGGACAAAGUUUCCCAGUACUCAAGUCAGCAAUAUGGAAAAGCCAUCAAGAGAAUCAUUCGGAUAUUGGACAACCAAGCGAACUUCCGUGAGACACUUUCAGAAAUACUGAUGACUUGCCUCCUUCUCGUCUCAUAUGAGUUACUUCGUGGCUGUGGAACUUCAGCUUUGACACAUCUGGAUGGUGCAAUAUACCUCUGUUCUUUACCGGCAGUACGUUCAAGAAACUUCACGUUAGGGUCUCUCAGUUCCGCAGAUACUGUGUUGACCGCUAUGGACUCGAUUGAAAGAGCCUUUCUCGAGCUGGAAUUACAAGCAGCGGCUUUUGUAGGAGCCAGAAUCCCACGCUUGGUUUUAUCAAGACCGUAUCGACCCACGAAUUCUCCUUGUUCUUCACUGAUGGAGGCACGGGAUUCUUUAUGCGCAAUAGAGGUCCGUGUGUUCCAAUUUAUCCGCCACGUGGCGACGAAAUGGAAGUACUACAAGCCAAAACCAAUGUCACCGAUAGAAGAUUUUCAAUCCGAUCUCUGCGGGCUCAACUCUGCAAUUGAUGAGCGAAAUAACCUCCUAGGGGAUCUUCAGGAAUGGGAAUCUAGCUUUGAGGCUUUCAUCAAAGAAAUCAGUCCCUCUAACUUGUCUAGCUCACGUCAUUUUGCUUCCGAUUGCCACCGAAUUGAGACCAACUCGACCCUUUUACUAUCGUUCCUUACAACAUUUAUCAUGCUUUCUACAUCGCUGGAACAAGAGGAAGCAACGUAUGACCUCUUCUUUGUAAAAUUUACAAAGAUUGUCACCCUGGCAGAAGAGAUACUCGCCCGGAGGUUUCUGAAGGGGUGUCCUUCCAACUGCUCAGGUUGGGAGCGUAAAAGCUUUGAUUGCUCACUAUUUCAACUCGAUAUGUGUGUAAUAUUUCCUCUUUAUUUCACUGCUUUGAAGUGUCGGGAUCACCGUACAAGAGUACAUUCGCUCAGCCUGCUAAGGCGCAGUGGUAGGGAAGGCGCCUGGGAUGGCGAACUAAUGGCACUUGUGGCCGAACGUGUUAUCAUCUGUGAAGAAGCCACAGCACGGGUUCUGUACAAUCCUAGAUUUGAUGAAGGGAAAUGUUUCGAGGAUUCAAUCCAGGGACCUGAGACUAUUCCUGAGUUUGCCCGUGUGCAUGGCACUAGUAUUGAUCUGGACAGGGGUCGGAUAAAGCUGAGUUGCAGCAGAAGAAUACCACUUAUCGGGGACGCGACUCGCUGGGAACAUCUGAAAUUCACUUUGUUGCCACGCGCAUCGGACAUUUCCUGA